CAAGAAAAUGACAACUAACCUAAAAACAUUAUAAACAAACAAACAUUUUUUAGCCAAUUUUUUUUAAAGAAAUUACUCUUAAAUGGGAGUUCACGGGUUAUGGCGACUGAUAGAACCAUCGGGAAAACCUGUGCCUUUAGAGACGCUGGAAAACAAAGUGCUGGCAGUCGAUAUUUCUAUAUGGCUCCACCAGGCAGUUAAAGGGUUUCAAGACGCCCGUGGCGGCUCCGUCCCGAAUGCUCAUUUGCUUGGAAUCUACCAUAGAGUCUGCAAGCUUUUGUAUUUCAAAAUAAAGCCCGUGUUUGUUUUCGAUGGCGGAGUCCCUGUUUUAAAGAAACAAACUAUUGCGAAGCGAAACCAGUCGAAGUUAAGAGACCUUUCUAAAGCUGAUGAAAUCCACAAACAACUGUUAGAUACUUUAUUAAAACACACUGCGGUCAGUAAAGUGAUAACAGAGAAAAUCGAGGCAUCGAUGGGCCUUCCCAAAACUCGUCCAAAGCAAGAUGAUCUUUACGUGUUGCCACCCAGUAGCGAACUGGACAGCACGCUGUCCAGUUCAGAAGAAGAAUCCUACACAGACGACACAACCAGCGAAUCCAGUCCAACGAAACAAUGGGAUGUCCAUACCAUCGACAUGAACAGUGUCCAUUUCAAGUCACUACCUGUCGAUGUUCGCCAUGAAAUUUUAACAGACUUGAAAGAGACCCGAAAACAGUCCUCCUGGGGUAGAUUGCAUGAGCUGCCGAAAGUAAGCGACGAUUUCUCAGUCUUCCAAAUGCAAAGAUUGCUGAAGAGACAAGCGGUCCAAACAGCUCUAGAGGAUGCCGAAAAGGAGAUGGGGGGCAAGUCUUUGAGCCUGGCAGAGCUGGAGUCAAUUCUCAAAGACCAAGGAGUGCUAACCAAUCAACAUCUAGGCAAUCGAAUAGCUUCGGAUGAAUCCACUAAGUAUCUCUUGGUUAAAGAUGUGAAGAAAGCCAUUGAAGAGGCGCGCCAAAAGGAAGAUGAACGCAAGCAACUCAGCAACCCAAUCCAUAAAGUCUCAGAGGACAAACCUUGUAAAGAAAGCGAGAGGUUUGAGGCGAAACAUUUAACUCCAGCCGCAAGCGGCAGGGAAAAAAGCCUUCCAAAAGCCGACGAAGAAUAUGAGGAAGACUUGAAAAGAGCCAUAGCUCUUUCUUUGGAAUGCACCGCAACUCCAGAGCCCCCUAAAGAGGCACCUCCAGCCCAAUUUUCUUUCCUCGACAAUUUUCCAGAGGCAGAUUUCUCCUGCAGCUCAAGCGAUGAAGAUUCCUGCCCGGAAAAAGAAAGUCGCAAACUGUCUUCAGCCCAAAGCUACAUGCAGGAAUACAGCGGACUCACGCCUAAUGAAAUCUCGAAAAUACUGGCCAACAAUGCGAAAUCCGCCGCAGUUAAGCCGAAAAAACCCGGAAUAAAAUGCAGCCAAAACUUUCAACCGAAACUAGCCACUGUUACAGAAAACCCGCCCGCGGUGGCAAAUGCGCAAAAGGCGGAUAAAUGUGAAGACUCAGUGGAAAUCAUGUCAACAAGCGAUUCUGAGGAAUCAGAUCACGAACCUAAAGCGCUGGACGUUUUUGUGGAUCCUACCAAAGAGUUUGAAGAAGAUGAGGAUUUAUUUGCCGAUAUUUUUGCAGCCCCACCCACAAAACCCGACUUGCCUGAUUUGAACAAUGCACCACUAAAAAACGCCCCAGAUAUAGCAGAGAAAGUUACAAAGGAACUUGUGGUAAAAACUGUAGAUGCGCCCAAAAUUAUUCAGAGUGUGGAAAAUAGCGCCCCCGAAGCAAGCACUUCAAACCCUGCAAAGGAAAUUGAUGGAAGAAGCCAGGAGGCUCCAAGCCAAGCUGUUGAAAGUCCUACCAUUGAACCUCCGGUUUCGGUAAAGGAAAAACCUCCUUCAUUGACCGAGCAGGAACUAAAGACGCUAAAAGAUCAGCUGCAAGUGGACAAGGUGAACCUGAGCAACGAAAAAGCGACUCGAGAACGAAUGGCAGGCAACAUCACUGACCAAAUGUACCAAGAAGCCCAGGAACUUUUAGAGCUAUUUGGAGUUCCCUACGUGGUGGCCCCAAUGGAGGCUGAAGCCCAAUGCGCAUUUUUGGACGCGGUUGAUCUAAUAGAUGGCACAAUCACGGACGACAGCGACAUUUGGCUGUUCGGAGGUAAAACCGUGUACAAAAACUUCUUCAAUCAGAACAAGUACGUGAUGGAAUUUAAAACCGAAAAUAUCCAGCACCACUUCAAGCUUACUAGAGAGCAGAUGAUUCUGUUGGCCUUACUAGUGGGGAGUGAUUACACUGUGGGUUUACAAGGGGUGGGUCCAGUCACCGCGCUGGAAAUACUGGCAGCUUUUCCUCCAAGCAAAGGAAAAACCAGCCACAUUAGCAUGGGCCAUCAAGACCUUCUAUCAGGACUGAAAGAAUUCAAGUCAUGGUUCACCAAAGGAAAGUCUGCAGGACCUGGACGUUCCGCAUUGAAAAGCAAGCUGAAAAACGUGGGAUUUUCGGACAAUUUCCCCAGCGUCCAAGUGGUGCAAGCUUACUUGGACCCGACGGUGGAAAACAGCGAAGAAGCAUUUUCCUGGGGCAGGCCCAAUGCUUUGGCCCUUUUGGAGUACGCUCGCGAUAAAUUCGGGUGGACCAAAACCAAAGCUGAAGACAUUUUAAAUCCGGUCUUAAAACGCUUGGAGGAGAGUAAACAUCAGAAAUCCAUCAGGGACUAUUUUAAAACGAAUUUCAAGAUCAAUUCGGGCGACACAGAAGGCAAAUUGAGCAAAAGAGUGAAGACAGCGAUUAACAACAUGGGGAAGGAUCCAGAAGAAGUCAUCAAGCAAGAACUAGAGGAAGCCAUGAGAAAAACCACUUCCACAAGGAAAAGGGAGCCGAGAAAAACGAAAGGCAGGAGGGCCCCAGAAUUUUCUAAAAAAGCCCCAAGUGGGCAAGAAGGUGAGUCAAAGGAGCGUAACCCCGAUAAAGUGAAUUUGAAAAAGUUGAAACCUGCCACCCCAUCGGAGCCAGAGGAAACAACCCAACAAAACCAGAGGAAAUCUAAUUCGAAAAAGCCAAAUGCACUGCAUUUACCCACUACCAGUAGUAGUGAACCGAAAGAAGGCCCGGAUGGUGAUGAAUCUGUCACUGAGAAGAUAAAUCGGGUCAGAACAAGGCGAAAACUGAUGGAAUUAAAAGCGGCAGCUGAUCUAAAAAAGCCCAAACUAGCCAAAGAAAAGCCCAAAGACCUGAAGGAAGAUGAAGAAAUAAACCUACUCAACCAAGUCAUACAAGCGUCCAAAAAGAAGGUUGACGAAAUUAACAAGGAGUUGCAAGCGAAACUUGAAAAAAUUAACCAACAACCAAGCGAAGUUGUUCCAGGCCCUUCAAAGGAACCAUCCAAUGCGCAUCGUCCUGUAAACCGCCCUACACGAAUACCCCGAAAGGAAUCCAUACCGCAGAAGGAAAAGGACAAAUCCACCCUGCUGAGGAACAAGUUAAAGGCAAUCGAGGUUUUCAGGAAAGGAAAACGGGGGCCUGGGUUUGUCCCAAAGCGAAAUCAGGGAAAAAGGUUGCCCAAAACUGAAGCCGAACUGUCUGAAAGUAGCGAUGACUGAUUUAUUUUGAGAUAGGGAUGAAUGGAAUGUCAUUUUAUGCUCAGGCGAUUUAUUACAUUUACACUAGAUUUAUCUAUUUUGCUGUUUAGUUUCGACUGUUUAUUUAAGUACUUUAUUAUAAAAUAUAAUGCUGUCAUUGAA
Dendroctonus ponderosae (mountain pine beetle) is the source of this 3763-nucleotide messenger RNA. It is a transcript of the gene mus201, whose product is annotated as DNA excision repair protein ERCC-5. Gene Ontology annotation, cellular component: nucleus. The coding region runs from base 83 to 3622 and encodes 1179 amino acids. The record is from RefSeq and is a predicted model, not a curated record. The transcript has 8 exons. Gene Ontology annotation, biological process: nucleotide-excision repair. Gene Ontology annotation, molecular function: single-stranded DNA binding; DNA endonuclease activity. NCBI's taxonomy places the organism in Eukaryota, Metazoa, Arthropoda, Insecta, Coleoptera, Curculionidae.